GCUCACCACCCAACGACGACGAGGACGCAUACAUCUUGCACUAUACAUGUCAUCAUCCUCUCCGCCUCCUCCCCCUUCGUCCUCGUCGUCAUCUCAUACCAAAUUACCUAGAUUCAUACGACCUCAGCCAGGGCGCGACAGGUCACGUUCGACCGGUACGUACCUCGACACCACCGUCCCGCCUGUUGCACUGUCACCUGGAACGCCAUCUGGGAACAAUGGUAACUCCCAGACGCCUGGGGCACAAAGCCGUAGUGGAGCACCUAAGAAGCUUGGUCGAGGAAUAGGGAAGAAACGGUCGCGACUGUUUGGCCGAGGGUCCGACAACGAGUCCAAGGGGUCGACGUCCUCUGACAGGGACACCGCUGGACCAUCUCCACCUCCUUCGAGUUCUAGUCCGUCCUCUUCACCACCAAUGAUACUGACCACACCGACUUCUCCCCACUCUUCGCACCCAUUUGGUCACCGAGUACGCAAUUCUUUCCAAUCAACCCGCGCACCCUCCUCUUUCGAUCCCGGCGUACCGGCAGCCGCAGCUGGUGGAGUGCUAUCCUCCAACGCUAGCAUUAUUUCCACAUCGACGGCAUUCCAUCGAUUGUCUGAUAUACCCGGGCGCUUGACGGGUUGGCUCGGAACUCAUUUCACUCCUCCGCCUCCCAAUCCGGGUCAACAGGCCCUCUCCUCUUCACCGUCUCAUCCGAGUUCUGGAAAUUAUGGUGCACCGUCCCCCAGUCCAUCCCAGCCAGUCUCUGCUAACAACUCAGCGGUCGGGAAUCAUCGUCAUUCUGGAUUCAUGAAGGGUUCAGCCGCGAAAGCUCCUGGCCCUAUCGAGAAAGCAUUCCGGUACCUCUUCGACACCGAUGCCAACCCGGACAGGAGCGAGAUGUCAAUUUGGUUACUAGGGGCUACGUACCCAGGUUGGGCCAACAGCGAUGUUCAAGUGCCCGAUCGCUCUCCAUCUCAAUCCCCAGUUGGCUCUCAGCAUCCAAUGCCGCUCCCGAUUCCCAGCUCACCGCAGCGGGAUCAGCCGACCUUAAUGCAUGCAUCCAACAAUUCUCUGUCUUCGUCCAACUCGGGUCUUUACGCUGCCCCCAGUGCAUCCUCCACUCCUCCACAGCCACCCCAGCCUGCUUGGCCACCGGCAUUCUAUGCAUCUUUUUCGUCCCUCAUCUAUCUGACCUACCGUUCGCAAUUCAAGCCCAUCCCACAAUCUCAACCUCCGCUUCCGCCCCCAACCACGAUCGAUUCAGUCGUCCCCAUUUCUAUCCCUACUCCUCCGUCUACUGCCCCAAGCGUGCCCGAAAGCCCAAACAGACGAUGGCUUGCUUGGGUUCCCGGACGGGGAGAUCUUACCUCGGAUGCUGGCUGGGGUUGCAUGCUUCGCACUGGACAAAUGCUCCUUGCCAACUCGUUGGUAGCACUGCAUGUUCCCCCAUUACCACCGAACCCGGUCUAUAUCAAUAAUUUCCCAGCACCUAGCCUUCCGCCGUCCGAGACAGAUAGGCAGCGCUUUGAAGCAUAUGUCAAGAUUCUCGUUUGGUUCUUGGAUGACCCGAGUAUCUGGUGUCCUUUCUCAGUUCAUAGGCUAGCCUUGGCUGGGGCAGAUAUGGGCCGAGAGGUGGGUCAAUGGUUCGGUCCCAGCAUCGCAGCUGGUAGCAUCAAGAAACUUGUCAGCGCUUUCCCAGCCUGCGGGCUUGGCGUCGUUGUCCCACCGGAUCAGAUCAUACACGAGACUGCGGUGUUUACUGCGUCGCAUACGCCUACCUUGCCGUCAUCGGCAUCUUCAUUAUCCAACACUCGAGACCGAGAAGCCCGUGAAAGAGCGAACCGAAUGAAAGAAGAAUGGGGCGAUCGCGCCGUAUUGAUCCUCAUUGGAUUACGGCUUGGUAUCGAAGGGGUCACCCCGAUAUACUAUGACAGCGUCAAAGCGCUGUUCACAUUCCCUCAAACUGUUGGAAUCGCGGGCGGGAGACCGAGCAGCAGUUAUUACUUCGUCGGUACACAGGGAGACCAUUUGUUCUAUCUCGACCCUCAUAGCACGCGUCCUGCCGUCCCUCUGCGAGUACCGACAGACGGUCCUUAUGAUGCAACGGGCCAGUUCACGCUGUCGGAAAUGAAAACGUUUCAUUCCGACAAGGUGCGAAAGAUGCAUAUUUCCGGUCUUGACCCAUCCAUGUUAUGCGGUUUUAUUGUCCGGAACGUGGAAGAAUGGCGCGAUCUGCGUGCCCGAGUGGACGCACUUGCCAAGUCCAAGGGAGGCAAGGCACCCAUAUUCACCAUUGCGGAUGCUCCAGCGGCUUGGGAGAUGCUAGACAGUGACGACAUGAGCGAUGUGGGGAUGGAGAGCAUCUCGAGCGACUCCAUGAGCGUAGACCACGAGUUUGACGAACCCGAGCACGACGAGCACGAGUUGACCACUCCGACCGUUGCGCAGCAUGCGAAGAUACCGUCGGCAGCGGAAGUCGUACUCAUCGGCCACCACGGAGAAGAAGACGAGACGAUGGAUGCGGGACAUUUGGAGUCUGGACCAUCCACGGCAGGUACAGAGGUGGAGCUGGAUGAUGAAUGGGAAGAGACCCCUGGGUUAAAGAGCCCGACGGCAACCAGCAGCUCCAGCGGAACCGGCGAGCGGGCGGACACGCCCGUGUUGGUGCCCUUUCCUCAAGACCCAAACCCGUCGCCAUCGGCGAACAGGCGAGCUUCGUUCGAUGCGCUAGGAAGAGAUAGGCAAAGGGAACGGGAAACGGCCAAGACGCUUGUUCCGCCAUCUAGGACGGCAUUCCCCGCUCCUCCGCAGAAUGCCCAGAAAAGGUCGGCCUCUAAGGAUCAGGCAGAAGUGGGCAAUCUUGCCCAGGGGCACGAAACACAUCGAGAGAGGGAAAGGCUCACGGCGAUUUCCCCCCCUACACAGGCGAGGCAGCAUCAUCAGCACAAGCACAACAGGCGACCCGAGUCAUCGUCCCAGUCGCAUUCCCAGUCUCAGGGUGCACCUCCAGCUCAGCAAGCACCUCUCCACGCGCCAACAGCCCCUACGUCCAUUCCUCAAAAGCCUCAUCCGCGCCUCCCUAAAAUCCUGGACCCUCAGCCACAGGCAGAACGGGAAGAAUUUUCUUCUCCUGAAGAGCUUACGGCUUCAAUGGAGUUUGACACCCCCGUGCGGAAGCCAAGCCCUCGUCAGAGAGAGCAACCCGGGCUUGGAGCAGCGGCGCGAUCUGCACAGGAAGCACAAGGGAAAGGAGGGAGGGAGGAAUUAGGGCAUGCCCCGCCAGAGCAGAGGAUGAGGCGGUCGACGACGAGCAGCCAGUGGGAGAAGAUCGAAGUUAACUAGGAGGCGAGUAUACACCUGUUUGCCUUUUUUUCCCUGAGACUUUGUUACACAUUUGUCUUUUUCAUUCAUGACUUGUAGAAGUAUGCGAAGUAUUUCUUCUGUGAUGCUGUAUGGU
This is a messenger RNA of Dacryopinax primogenitus, 3443 nucleotides long. RefSeq lists its product as uncharacterized. NCBI's taxonomy places the organism in Eukaryota, Fungi, Basidiomycota, Dacrymycetes, Dacrymycetales, Dacrymycetaceae. The record is from RefSeq and is a predicted model, not a curated record. The coding region runs from base 47 to 3328 and encodes 1093 amino acids. Gene Ontology annotation, molecular function: protein-phosphatidylethanolamide deconjugating activity. The transcript has 3 exons.